Messenger RNA from Eimeria mitis, 276 nucleotides. RefSeq lists its product as uncharacterized. The transcript has a single exon. Lineage: Eukaryota; Apicomplexa; Conoidasida; Eucoccidiorida; Eimeriidae. The record is from RefSeq and is a predicted model, not a curated record. Bases 1 to 276 code for a protein of 91 amino acids.
AUGUGGUUGUUGUUGUAUCGAAGGAAGUGUUUGCCUCUGUCUUUGUUUUUUCUUUGUUUAUACCCCCGUCACCUCUACAGAAGAAUUUAUGCAUGCAUGCAUGCAUGCAUGCAGCAGCAGCAGCAGCAGCAACAGCAGCAGCAAAGACAGCAGCAAAGACAGCAGCAGCAGCAGCAGCAAAAACAGCAGCAACAGCAGCAGCAACAGCAGCAAAGACAGCAGCAGCAACAGCAGCAGCAACAGCAGCAGCAACAGCAGCAAAGACAGCAAAUAUAA